AGGAGGAAUUAGAAUAAUAAUAACUGGAGUAGAUAUAGGAGUAGCAGUAACCGCAGCUGCUGGCGUAGAAAUAAAUACAGUAGGAAUCAGUAAGUCGGUGAUCCAAUCUGAUUGGCAAUUGUAUUAA
Molecule: messenger RNA, 127 nt
Organism: Funneliformis mosseae
Lineage: Eukaryota; Fungi; Glomeromycota; Glomeromycetes; Glomerales; Glomeraceae
Source: the annotation of a GenBank genome assembly